Candidula unifasciata is the source of this 2199-nucleotide messenger RNA. The record is from the annotation of a GenBank genome assembly. NCBI's taxonomy places the organism in Eukaryota, Metazoa, Mollusca, Gastropoda, Stylommatophora, Geomitridae.
AUGGGAUCCGCCAGUAGCUCAAUGAGUUCUGUUAAACUACAUGAAACAAGACCCACCAUGACUUCUACAAACAGGUCAGGGUCCCAACUCCCACCAUCAGGACAAGCUCAAGUUUCCACAUUUAGUUUGCCACAGUCACUAAAAGACAACAUAAUAAAUGAGAGUGUGCAUGCAGAUACCAGAGAAUCUGCAACAGAUAGGAAUGAGAUUAUCACCAGAAAUGAUAACAUAUCGAAUUUGAAGACUGAUUCAGUUGAUGAGAACUAUGAGAAAACUUCACAAUCUUUGUUUGAAGAAGAUCGUUUAGAUAACAAAAAGGAAGAGGAUGAAGACACUUCAUGUUCAGAAUUUGAAAGAACACUAUCAGAACUUGAUUUAUCUGAAGCAGAGUUACAAUCUGCAUUAAAACUGUUCAAAGAGCACUCUAAAUUGAGAAAGGAUAUGAAAAAGGCCACUGAGUGUAUGCUGUCCUUUAAAAGUUCAUCACAUAUGAGGAGUUUACUUAAGGAACUGGAGCAAAUAUUCUUUCACCUUAGUCAUACAGAACGAACGACUUUUGGAGACUUCUUAAGUUGUCUGAAGUUUGGUAAAGAGAGUUAUGCCAAAUAUGUGAGCUUUUUGAGAGCAGAAAACUCAGAACAUUUUACUGACUCAUUUAUUGAAAAUGAUGAAAAUGAUAAUCUGUAUAUUGUACAAAUAUUAAUUUCCUUUCGAAGUCUAUGGUGGAAUUUCUCUGACUGUAGCAUUAUGUUUGGAUCACAGCUUGUUUCAGAAAUAGGUAUAAUUCAAGAACUAAUUCACAAUAUAGUUAGCUUAACAGGAGUUGAAGGAAACAAACUGAAACAUUCUUUCACAUUUGAAUCAGCAGUGGGCAUUCUCCACAAUUUAGCAAAACUGCCAGGCUCACGACAGACAUUUAGAGACAUGAAAUUAGUGGAAAUUUUGGCCAAGUUUCUCAACUUUGAGAAUCAACCAAAAGUGACUAUGCUUGUGCUGAUGGUUUUGUCACUGAUCAUUGAUGAACAUCAGACCCAUCUUCUCACCUCACAUGAUUCAGUAUUUGACCUUAUGAUGUCGCUUACAAAGCGUGCACUCCAGUUUGCUAAUCAUCGCUGUGAAGGCUUCAGUGUUGAAGAGCUGAUUCAAGCCAUGACAGGACUGAGCAGAAACGAUUCAGUUAAAAGUGUCCUGGUGCAGAAGGGUAUCUUGAAUCUGGUGCCUAGCAUUCUAACUGAAGGCAAUGAAAUAGAAAAAGAGGCAUCAGUAAAGUUACUGUGGGAAUUGUCAUUUGAUCCAAGGAAUAAAGUUACAAUAGAGAAAAAUAAAAGCAUCAUGCAGGCUGUGAGAGAUCUCAGCAAAAACAUCAAUAGGAAAAUAGCAAGAUCUGCUCAAGGAAUGUUGUGGGUUAUCGGAAUGGAGAAAGACAAAGGGCUACCAGAUACAAAGCCAGCAAAACUGCCAACUGAAAAAGAAAGUAAGCCAAGUACUGGUCAUGUUAUGGUCAGUUACAAUUGGAGCGAUCAGAAGAAACUUCUGGAGAUUUGUGAGUUCUUACGAAAUCGUGGCUACAAAAUAUGGAUGGAUAUUGACAAUAUUCAGGGUUCAACACUGCAAGCAAUGGCAGAAGCUGUUGAACAGGCAGAUGUAGUAAUUAUUUGUAUGUCUGAGAAAUACAAGGAGAGUCCAAACUGCAGAUCAGAGGCAGAAUAUGCAUUUUGCCUGCAGAAACCUAUAGUUCCAUUACUCAUGCAAUAUGAAUACAAACCUGAUGGUUGGUUGGGAAUCCUAUUAGGCACCAAACUAUUUUUCAACUUUUCAGGGAAAUAUCCAUUUGAGAAAAAAAUAAAUGAGCUUACCAAAGAAAUAGGAAGUAGAGGCAAAUUUCUUGAUAACCAAUCACAGGACAGCACUGAUGGCCCAAUUAUAAAGACAGUAAUUCCUGCUCUUGAUAAAACACCAGAUGCACAUCCACAACAUGCAUUUCAUGUUAAAAAUUGGAUGCAAGAAAACAAUCUAACAGAGUUUGUGAACCUUCAGUUUCUAACAACAGAACAUCUACAAUUUUUGAAAAAAGUUUCACUCAGGGCACCUGAAUUUUAUUACAACUUCAUGGUGGAUUUUAUAUCUGGAAAAGUGUCUUCUGAAGACCUAACGAGGUUAAUGCUGGUGACUAAUGCACUUGAAAGUGUGCCCAGGUAG